Messenger RNA from Arabidopsis thaliana (thale cress), 1346 nucleotides. RefSeq names its product disease resistance protein (TIR-NBS-LRR class) family protein. NCBI's taxonomy places the organism in Eukaryota, Viridiplantae, Streptophyta, Magnoliopsida, Brassicales, Brassicaceae. The transcript has 2 exons. The coding region runs from base 34 to 618 and encodes 194 amino acids. The record is from RefSeq and is marked reviewed.
UCCCUAAUCAUAUGUCUGUAUCUUAGUAUAAAUAUGUACAUUACAUUCUUAAUAAAGUCAAUACAUUCUCCUUCCAUAGUUGAAUACUUGGUAGAUUGGGACUAUUUUAGCUUCUGUAAUUGCUUCAAAUUGGAAAGAGAUGCGCGAGAACUCAUCCUACGAUCAUGCUUCAAGCCUGUGGCCUUACCAGGUGGAGAAAUCCCUAAGUAUUUCACGUAUCGAGCUUCUGGAGAUUCCCUAACUGUCACUUUACCUCAGAGCUUUCUUUCUCAAGAAUUCUUGCGAUUUAAGGCUUGUGUCGUGGUUGAACCUCUCUCCAAGGGCAAGGAUUUUUAUCCAUCCUUGAAGGUAAACGUCGGCGGCAAACAGUAUGAGGAAUCAUUUUUUGAUGCAGACCUGCAGUUUUGUAAGACGGAUCAUCUGUUUUUCUGUUCCUUCAAGUUCCAGCCUGAAGACCUUCCAUCUAAAUUGACUUUCAACGAUGUGGAGUUUAAGUUUUGUUGCUCCAAUAGGAUCAAAGAAUGCGGUGUACGACUCUUGUAUGUCUCUCAAGAAACAGAGUACAACCAACAGACUACGAGAAGCAAGAAGCGGAUGCGGGUAUCUUUUGACUUUUGAUUAGAGCUGAAAAUUAUAAAGCUAUCUUUUGACUUUUGGUUUGAUUUUCCAGGAUCGAAAUACCAUAGAGACAGACUAUUUAAUAGAAUCGAUCGUUUGAUUUAUAAUGCAGAUGACAUCGGGAACAUCUGAAGAAUAUAUCAACUUAGCCGGUGACCAAAUUGUAGCCGACACAGGAUUGGCCGCUCUAAAUUUGGAGCUUUCGUUAGGGCAGGGAGAACCAUCAUCAUCGACAUCUCUAGAGGGGGAAGCUUUGUGUGUUGAUUACAUGAUAACUGAAGAACAAGAUAAAUGUAUCCUGUUCCUGAUAGAGUAAGGAGAUCAUUUUUUUCUGCAGAAUGAUAUGUGGAGAACCAAAAUCCGUUUAAUCAACCAACUCCGGAGCCUGAAAAUGUUUGUAAUUUCUUCUUUAUCUGAAUGCAGAAACACUCUUGUGUUUCCUUUGAACAUUUUGUCUGCCUUUUUUUUGAAACAUACAAUAGAUCUCAAUGUGUAUGUUAGCACAGGUUGUUUUUCUCUUUAUUAGCAAUUAAUAAAGAAAUCAGACUUUGGGUAAACAAAAAUGUAUAUCGCAAAUUCACAAGAGAAUGUGUUGGAACUAAUUUUAAAUAGCAAGAUCCUCGUCAUCAACAAUAUUUGCAUUGCUGAUUCAAUAGCCAAAAGACAGAAGCGUUUUUGGCCUAACUUCGGCCAAAGAUAUGACCAGCAUAAGGAAGAAUCCUUCAGGU